This is a messenger RNA of Myiozetetes cayanensis, 1281 nucleotides long. RefSeq names its product loricrin-like. The record is from RefSeq and is a predicted model, not a curated record. Bases 1 to 1281 code for a protein of 426 amino acids. NCBI's taxonomy places the organism in Eukaryota, Metazoa, Chordata, Aves, Passeriformes, Tyrannidae. The transcript has a single exon.
AUGUGCUCCAGACAAAGCUCCGGAGGCUGCCACGGGAUGUCCUCCCAGUCCAGCGGCUGCCACGGCGGGGGCUCCUCGUGCCACGGGGGCAGCUCCUCGGGCUACCAGUCCCAAGGCUCCUCCUGCUGCUCCGGGGAGUCAGCCAAGAUCAUUGUCAGCUCUGGGGGCGGAGGAGGCGGGUCCUGCUGCAGCGGGGGCUACGGCAUGGGAGGAGGAUACGGCGGAGGGUCUUCAGGAGGGAAAGUCGUCGUUGUAGGAGGGAGCAGCGGAGGCUCCUCUGGAUGCUGCAGUGAAGGGUCCAGCGGUGGCUGUGGGGUGGGGGGAGGAUAUGGUGGUGGAUCUUCAGGAGCCAAGGUCGUAGUUGGAGGUGGAGGUUCCAGCGGAGGAUGUUCAGGCUAUGGUGGUGGAUCUUCAGGAGCCAAGGUCAUAGUUGGAGGCGGAGGUUCCAGCGGAGGAUGUUCAGGCUACGGCGGCGGAUCUUCGAAGAGCGUCGUCGUGGGGGGAGGUUCCUCUGGAUGUGGAGGAUCCAGCUAUGGAAUGGGAGGAGGAUACGGUGGUGGUUGUGGGGGUGGCUCCUCAGGGUCCAAGACCAUCAUUGUAGGCGGAGGUAGCGGAGGAUCCUGUGGUGGCUACGGCACGGGAGGAGGAUACGGUGGCGGAUAUUCGGGAUCCAAGAGCAUCAUUGGAGGCGGGAGCAGUGGAUGCUGCAGUGGGGGCUCCUCAGGCUACGGCAUGGGAGGAGGAUACGGUGGCGGAUAUUCGGGAUCCAAGAGCAUCAUUGGAGGCGGGAGCAGUGGAGGUUCCUCUGGAUGGUGCAGCGGAGGUUCCUCGGGAUACGGGAUGGGAGGAGGAUACGGUGGUGGCUGUGGUGGUGGAUCUUCAAAGAGCAUCAUUGUAGGUGGAGGCUCCUCUGGAUACUGCGGUGGAGGGUCCAGCUAUGGGAUGGGAGGAGGGUACGGUGGGGGAUCUUCAGGAUCGAAGACCAUCAUUGUAGGAGGAGGCAGUGGAGGCUCCUCUGGGUACUGUGGUGGAGGGUCCAGCGGCGGGUAUGGCAUGGGAGGAGGAUGUGGUGGGGGUUCCUCAGGAGGGAAGAUCAUCAUGGGAGGUGGAGGAUCCUCUGGAUGCUGUGGGGGAUCUGGUGGCGGCUCCUCUGGCCAGACCAUCAUCAUCAGCUCUGGAGGGUCCUCCCAGUCCUCCCAGCAGAAGUGCCCCAUCGCCAUCCCCAGCGUCGUGUCCCACCAGGCCAAGCAGAGCUGCUACUUCCCCUCUGGCCAGAAGUAA